GCUAGAAUAUAAACAGCAAGCAUGUAAAGAGCUGAGUUUAUUUAAAAAAAAGCAUUUUUAUUAUAAAACUGGCUGUUUGUAAUGUCUAAAGUUGUGUUCAAAGAUGAUUUGGAUUCCAAGCAAGGCAAAAAGAUAGAUUUGUCGUUGGAUGUAUCCGGAAAACACACACGUCCAGACGUGAAAACAUCUCAAGAAAAAUCGUCUAGAAGAGGAAAAGACAAAUCGCGAUCGGCAGAGGAUAACGAUUCAUCUCUUAGAAGAGAUAGCAGAAAAGAAAAUGGCAAAAAAGAUUCGCUUCCUGAUGUACAUGAUUCUCGCCGCGCAAAGAAAACCGAGCUUACGGAACUAUCCGAUAACGAUAACAAUACAACCGAAACGGGUUUGCCGCCGACGGCGACGAAGCCGACCCGACGCGAUGUUGCGGAAACUUACCGCCAGAGUCAAAAGUUGUCGUAUGAUACAGUGGAGUAUUACGAGAAGAUGAACAAAGUGUUGGCGUUGGAGGCCGAGAAAGCGAUGGAUGAGAACAGAGAUUUAAAUCUGAGGAUUUCGGAGUUGGAGACGAAGCUAGUUCUGGUUGCAAGUAUGUUCAAGGAGAAAGAACUGCAGAAAGAGCGAGAAAUGAAGAAACAAGGAUCGAACUGGGAAGAGUCUCGACUGAAACAGGAAGAAGCCAAUCGUGUUCGCAUGGAGCAGGAACAGAAGUCUCUUUUGAACCAGUUCGAGAAGGCACGUGACGAGAUGCAAGGGGUGCUCGCGAGGAACCGAGAACUUGUGGACGACAAUGAAGACCUGAGGAGUCAGCUCUAUAGAUUGAAGGAGGAGCAAAAGGCGAAAGAGGAGACGGAGAAAACUAAAAGGGAGGAGGACGAGAGAAGAAAGAGAGAUCAAGAGGCCAAUAAAGAGGAUAAGAGUGUUAUGGUCGAAAUUGAAUGCCAAGAUGCAAAUGUUGGAGACCCAUUGGAAACGACAGAUAGAGAAAUGAAGACAGACGAGCUGAUUCUAGUUGAUGUUCACGUGAACACAGACACUAAACAGUUUCAAAACUCGAACACGGACACUUGGGACUUAAUCGAGACAGACGUCAAAGAGGCCAUGACUGAUCCAGAGAAACCGCCUGUCAAUUUACAACACGCAUUCGUUUUUCCAAUGUUCAGAUAAAACACACGUGAUAAACUGACUAUAAAAUACAUGGUUUGUCUGUCCGGAUUCCAGAUGUCUGCCUUAAAACUAAUACAAACUUAGUCUUGAUUUACAUAUUAAGUUUUCAAAUCAAAGUUUUGUGACUCAAA
This is a messenger RNA of Symsagittifera roscoffensis, 1292 nucleotides long. RefSeq lists its product as uncharacterized. Lineage: Eukaryota; Metazoa; Xenacoelomorpha; Acoela; Convolutidae. The transcript is spliced from 3 exons. The record is from RefSeq and is a predicted model, not a curated record. Bases 82 to 1161 code for a protein of 359 amino acids.